Molecule: messenger RNA, 2526 nt
Organism: Oppia nitens
Lineage: Eukaryota; Metazoa; Arthropoda; Arachnida; Sarcoptiformes; Oppiidae
Product: excitatory amino acid transporter-like
Exons: 3
Coding region: 837-2483 (548 amino acids)
Biological process (GO): L-glutamate transmembrane transport
Cellular component (GO): plasma membrane
Molecular function (GO): L-glutamate transmembrane transporter activity; neutral L-amino acid transmembrane transporter activity; glutamate:sodium symporter activity
Source: RefSeq, a predicted model, not a curated record
CGAAACGCCCCGACAUUCCAGUGUUUGUGUUCCGCCCGCCGACUGACGGCUCUUCCAUUCACUGCACAACUGAUGAGUCCCUCAACUCAUAACUGUUUAUCACUUAUAGAGGGCGUUGUGUCGCGCAGUCGCAGUCCAUAUAAGUGACGGAACCGUGUUUUCGGUCAUUAGUUUAGGACAACAGAGGCGUCGUUCGAAUCGGUUUUCAAUUGAAUUCCAAUUGAUUUUCAACACUUCGGCAGUUGUUUAGCAGAGUCUCUGUCUUUGAAGACAAUCGUCAAUCAAAUCAAAUCAUGUUUGGAUUGCGUGUCUUUCGUAGUUCGGUAACCGUCGGCUUUCAACACUUUCGCCGACAACUGUUGUCCACUGGAGUGGUGUGUCGUUCGCCGUCAUGGGGUCCGCCUCCGCCGGCCGUCGAUCGCAAGGACAUAGAGUUCCGUGUUUUGCAAUGUUUAUUACGAAACGAGAAAAUCGAUAAAAACAAAUUAACACCGAAUUGUGAUUUAAUGACUGAAUUGGGUUUGGAUUCUUUGGAUUUAAUCGAAUGUUUGGUCGAAUUGGAGGACGAAUUCAAUCUCGACUUGAAUUCCAUUCAAAACCAAAACAUAAACGUCUGUCGUCUCGUCGAUCACGUGACCACUCAAUUGACGAAUCGGAACACAGAAGAGAGUCGUCGUCCGGACGUCGUCUUCAAACCGGGAUUUUCUGCCGAACAUCCGAUGCCUUGAAAUGUUUAUUUGUUUGAAAUAAUAGUCAUUAGAAAUGCUGUGAAUAUACGUCUGCGCGCUUCGUUGAGUCCCUUAAGCUUUGAUUUGAGUCGACAUUGAGUCCGAAGAAUGGAUACUUCGGCCGACGCAACGGCCGACGCCAAAACGCCUUUCCUGCAGCCGCGCCCCCCGCUGCCCACUACCGUGCGUUUGACGCAACCGACUCGGUCGUGGGCGGCGGCGCUUUGGGUGUGGUUCGGAGAGAACUUGCUUUUGGUUUUAACGGUUUUAUCGGUUUUGUUUGGUUUUAUCGGUGGAUGUCUUCUGCGAUGGACGGAAUAUUCGGACGAAUUCGUGAUGUUGAUUGGUUUUCCCGGAGAACUGUUGAUGAGAAUGUUGAAAAUGCUAAUCAUUCCACUAAUCGUCUCUUCAUUAAUCGCCGGUUUAGCCCAACUCGACGCCGCGUCGUCCGGAAGAAUGGGAUCCCGAGCGCUCGCCUACUACUUCGGGACGACGCUUCUGGCCGCCUUCCUCGGCAUUGUUCUGGUGCUGCUGAUUCAUCCGGGAAAUCCGCGCCUAAAAGCAGAACAAUUGGGAAAUCAGUUGAAAGAAGAACAAAACACUCGCGUUUCCACUUUGGACGCCAUGUUGGAUCUGAUCAGAAAUAUGUUUCCCGAAAACCUUCUUCAGGCUGCCUUUGCUCAGGUGCGCACAGAAUUCGCAAGAGGACCGGCCGUGCAGCCGUCGUCCGUGGAGGACUGGUCACGUGUUGAGAACGUGAGCCGCGAAGUUCGUCACUUGAACGGAUCCAUUGGGACAGAGGUGUCGUAUCACGUCUUGGAACGAGUGCUGCCCUACCGCGACGUCCCGAACGUCUUGGGUUUGAUCGUGUUUUGUUCGGCAUUCGGCAUAAUCUGCGGCCAAUUGGGCGCCGAAGCGGAACCGAUGAUUCGGUUUUUCGUGAUUCUCAAUGAGAUAAUAAUGCGAUUGGUUGUCGUGGUCAUGUGGUACUCGCCCAUCGGAAUCCCUUCUCUCAUAGUGAAUAAGAUCCUGGAAAUCAAGGACAUGUAUACCGUCGCCCAACAACUCGGUCUUUACAUGUUGACAGUCAUCGCCGGUUUGAUCGUCCACGCCACUCUAACUCUUCCUCUCAUCUAUUGGACUGUCACCCGCAAAAACCCGCUCACAUUCUUCCGCGGAAUGCUUCAGGCCUGGGUCACGGCUUUGGGAACUGCUUCUUCUGCGGCAACACUUCCCGUGUCUUUUCGAUGCCUCGAAGAGAAUCUUCAUAUCGACAAAAGAGUCACGCGAUUUGUUCUGCCAGUUGGCGCCACCGUCAAUAUGGACGGGACGGCGCUCUACGAGGCAGUGGCCGCCAUCUUCAUCGCGCAAAUGAAUGCCAUGGAAUUCACGGUCGGCCAAAUCGUCAUCGUGUCUCUGACCGCAACCGCCGCCUCUAUUGGCGCGGCUUCCGUGCCGUCGGCCGGUCUGGUCACUUUACUUUUAGUUUUAACGGCUUUAGGACUUCCGACGAAAGACAUUUCAAUGAUUUUGGCCGUCGAUUGGUUUCUAGACCGAAUCAGAACUUCAAUCAACGUUUUGGGCGACGCUUACGGCGCAGGCGUUGUUUUCCAUUUAUCUAAAGCCGAAUUAGACAAAUGGGACCAGGAUCACCUGGAAAUGACGGAAUCGGUUCCACAAACGAGAAAACUCUCAAUCAUGUCGCCGUCGCGGUCGUCGGCUCCGAACGCGCGAAACCCCGAGACCGAGAUCUGACCACAUCUGGCCAUCGUCUAUGCACUUUCGCGCACUUUUAGAA